Messenger RNA from Plasmodium coatneyi, 1122 nucleotides. Its product is annotated as KIR-like protein. Lineage: Eukaryota; Apicomplexa; Aconoidasida; Haemosporida; Plasmodiidae. The record is from RefSeq and is a predicted model, not a curated record. Bases 1 to 1122 code for a protein of 373 amino acids. The transcript has 3 exons.
AUGUUACUCUCAACAAACCCGCUGGAUCCAACAAAUUUACCUGCACAAUUACAUUUCUAUGGCCCAUUUGAGGAAAGGAACAACGGCGUCGCCACAAACUGCCAACAUGACACCGGGGAAAGCAGUAUACAGAACAAGCUGACUUCAUGUUGCAACGAUGUAAAUGCCCUUGAUGUUGACAAGAUUAAAAAUGCCUUUUGCUUUGUGUCUGGAUUGAAACCAUAUAAACAGUAUCCACACUACAAGUACCGUUGGCAUUUUCUCUAUUAUUGGGUAGGGGACCUAAUAUGGAAAAGCUUGGGUGAAGCAGAUAGGGAAGGCAAGCUUCCGGGCUGCUUGAAGCAGAUUUGUGAAUUAAUACAGAGUAAAUGUGAAAGUGAAGGAUGUAAGCUUAAUUUCCCCGAACAAAUGGACGGAGACACUUUCGAACAGAGUAAAGAAUUCUUUGACUUUAUCCAAAAUUAUAAUGAUAUAAACUAUUAUUUACAGAGUGGUAACGACCAAUGUGAUGAACAGUGGUCCACUUACAAGAAGAACAUUGAACCAGCAUGUAAAGCUGUGCAGGAAUAUUGCAAAAAGGAUGGGGAACAUUCUACUGAGCAAUAUUGUACGGAAUACAGCGACACAUAUGAAAUUUACUGUACGAGAAUGCUAGGAAGGUUGCAUUGUAAAUCACAAGUUGCAGAACCAGAGGACGAACAUACGACAUAUUUCUGGCCGGAUGAAUCAAUUCCAUUAUCUAUAGCACAGGCAAACUUAAGUAAAGCGACCACCACCACUGCCCUUUCUUCUAUAAUUGGCACACUAGGAUUAACGGUACUUCCUUACGCACUAUAUAAGUAUAAGCCAUGGUCUUCUUGGUUUGGUAACCACACUUCUGGAAAUGGAAGGAGAAGAACAAGCACAAGAAAGAGAAGGUCCGAUGAGGGCACCUUUGAUACAUUCACAGAAGACAGCUCAACAUAUGAUUCAGCAACUGAAUCAAUAGUAGAUGACUCCACGACACAAGAUUCCAGGACACUACGUUCUGCUACAUACACAGCACAGUCUACCAGAGAAAGGGAAAGAAGAAAUAAUAAUACACGGGGAGGUCACGGGAUGGUAGGUUACCAGCAUAUGUGA